Molecule: messenger RNA, 338 nt
Organism: Staurois parvus
Lineage: Eukaryota; Metazoa; Chordata; Amphibia; Anura; Ranidae
Source: the annotation of a GenBank genome assembly
UAAUGCGCUGCGGUCCAGAGUCCCAGGGGUCCGUAGGGCCUCCAUUGCUGCUGGCUCCAUCGCCACACUCUGCCAUGUGCCACUUUUCAGGUCUCCUCACACUGCUGGAGUGUUCAUUUUUUGUCAUAGGGUGCUGGCAGAUUACGGGCCUACCAUUGCUGCUGCCAGGCGUGUAAUUUGCCCAUGGGCCCCUGUACGCCUCCUCUAUGCUGCUGCCAGGUCCAGAGUCUUCUCAGUGGUUCCCUGUACGGCCUCCAUUGCUGCUGUCUCCAUGCCACACUCUGCCAAUAGUGCCACUUUCAGGUCUCCUCACACUACUGGUGUGUUCCAUUUUGUCA